This is a messenger RNA of Chiroxiphia lanceolata (lance-tailed manakin), 5004 nucleotides long. RefSeq names its product transmembrane 131 like (gene TMEM131L). Lineage: Eukaryota; Metazoa; Chordata; Aves; Passeriformes; Pipridae. The record is from RefSeq and is a predicted model, not a curated record. Gene Ontology annotation, cellular component: membrane.
GCGGCUCGGCAUGGCGGGGCUGCGCUUCCCGCAGCACGGCGGCUACUGCCGCGCGGCCGCGGCCAUGAACCUCCUGCUCGGCGUCUUCCACGUCCUCCUGCCCUGCUUUCGCCCCGGGGAGGCGCAGGGACAAGCCAUCGAGCCCAUCCCCGGCGUGGUGGAGCUGUGGCAGGCCGAGGAGGGGGAGCUCCUGCUGCCCGCCCAGGCUGAUUCGGAGGAGGAUGUGGAAGAGCAUCCGCAAGAGCAAAGUUUCUCUGACAUGAUUUUUCUGGUGGGAAAAGGCCUUACAUUUCACCCAUCAGUUCUGCAUUUUGGAAUGCAGUUAUUGGGGUUACCCAGAGCUAAAAUGCUACAUGCCUACAAUCCUAGUAGAGAUAGAGAUGUUGUAGUCAAUUCAGUGUUUACAGCUACUAGACAGUUUCAUGUGUCUCCUGCUCAUAGCCGGGUGAUUCCAGCGAUGGGAAAGGUGUCUUUCAGAGUACUCUUCCUGCCAACAGAAGAAGGCAGUAUUGAAAGCUUAUUUAUAAAUACCUCAUCUCAUGGAGUACUUUCAUGUCAGCUUAGGUUUUUUGGAACAGGAACUCUGAUGUCUUCUCCAGAAGAACCUAAAGUGCAGCUAGCAAAUGCCUACUUACUGCUUCCACACAUUCAAAACAUCCAGGCAUCACACACACUGGCAGAAACUAUGAAUGCCACUCUCUUACGGGUUCACCUUGAAUGCAGUUUACCUAAUGACACAUAUCAGUUAGUUAAGAGUUGCUGUUUUAUGUCUGAUGAUCCAAUGCUGCUAGAAAUGAGCUUAACAGUAAGAGUGGAAAAUGCCCAGCAAGAUUUUAUGGAGCACAGACAAUACUUACUGGAGAAUCUUUUUGUUGUUUAUGUAGCAAUGGAAAAAACAAAGACCUCAGGAGAUGCUAUACUAAUGGUAGUACUGCUACAAAGAUGAUCAUGUCUUGUCCUCUUGCAGGAAAUACGGCAGUUGUCACAAAAAGACACACCACCUGUGGAGUUUGAGCCAGUACUGCUAUCUUCAUCGUCUACUAACUUUACAAAAGUUGCUUCUAUUUCUUGUAAAGCUGCAUCCUGUGACAGUGAAAGUCUUCAUUCUGACAAUAAGAAGAACAAUGUAUUGGAAGGCACUACAACACUAAAAGCCUGUCUUUCCUGUCCUGUAAUGGAAGGGUAUUUUGAUGUAGAUCCUUCUGCAGCAUUGUUUCAUAUAGAACCACAUCAUAAUACUUCAGGAUUUUGGUCCAUAUGGUUUACAAAUAAUUUUUACUUCAGCAUUGAAUUGAAUGAAGUCUUCAUAGCCAGAGAAACAAAGAACAUAGUAAAGAUUCUGAACUUGAAACCUUUGACUCUACCUCCAGGCUGCUGGAAUGUAUUUUCUUUGAAGCUCAGUGUGAAAGACACUGUAACGAAUGUGCUCUCUAGUAUUUGUUUGGCCACAAAUGUGGGAGUCAUAUUUGAAAUACCUCUGCAGAUAUAUGCGACUGUGUCCAAGCAGGGAGAUCUUAAUUUUGAAGCAAUUGCCCACUGUGAUAUUCAGUGCUACUUGGGAAAGUCUGAUUCAGGUAGGCUCAUCUCAGGCUUCUUUUGGCAUCUGUCAUCUCUCCUGGACCGUUCUGCCUGGGACCUGGAUUCUGAGCUUGCAAGUGACCUUUAUGGAAGAUGGCAAAAAAUAAGACGUGGGGAAGCCUGCAGGAGAAGUAUUUUAGGAUCACCUCACUUUAUUCAGCAGAAGAAGUCUGAAGAGGAAUCCUUUGCCUUUUUCUUGCCGCGACUGACUACCGAGCCCAGCCUUACUCUCAACUUCAGUGCCACAGCCGUUAAAAGUAGUAUGGUAAAAUAUUUCGUACUAAGAAACCCUUCAUCCUUCCCAGUUACGUUGCAGCUUCUGCCUCUUUCUUACUACCCUGAUCCCCAAGCUUCACUGAGUCUGCUGAACAAAUGGUUCGGCAUAAAUGUGCAAGCUAUUAAUUUCACAACCACCGAAUUCAGGCUAAUGGAUGAAUGUUCUCACAGGAAUGCACAUCAAGAGGAUUUCAUCAGCAAGAAAUGCAGUUCUGAGCUGCUUUUGUUAAGUUUACAGCCACUGGAAACCAGAAAAGUUGGUGUAAUUUUUACACCGCUUGACUACAAAAGAGUAACUUCCCUUAUUUUAAUCAGAAACAACUUAACUGUUCUGGAUGUGGUCAAUGUAGAAGGCUUUGGAGCCAAAGAAUUGCUUAAAGUAGGGGGAAGACUACCUGGUGCAGGAGGAUCUCUUCGAUUUAAGGUGCCAGAAGCUACGCUAAUGGACUGCAGACGACAACUGAAAGACAGCAAGCAAAUUCUAUCCAUAACGAAGAACUUCAAAGUAGAGAAUAUUGGGCCUCUUCCUAUAACAAUUUCAUCGAUGAAAAUCAAUGGUUACAGUUGCCAAGGAUAUGGAUUUGAAGUGUUAGACUGUCAGGAAUUUUUCCUGGCCCAGAACUCAUCACGAGAGAUCAGCAUUGUAUUCACUCCUGACUUUACAUCUUCCUGGGUAAUUCGUGAGCUUACACUGGUGACUGCUGCUGAUUUGGAGUUCCACUUCACACUCAAUGUGACUCUUCCUCACCAUCUAUUACCACUAUGUGCAGAUGUGGUGCCAGGCCCCAGCUGGGAAGAGUCUUUCUGGAGGCUCACUGUCCUCUUUGUAAGUUUGUCCCUGCUUGGAGUGAUUCUGAUAGCCUUCCAGCAAGCCCAGUAUAUUCUAGCAGAGUUCAUGAAAUCAAGACAGAGGCCAAAUCCUAACUCUUCACCACAGCAGAACAGCAACUCUGUUGACGUAAUCAGCUCCGAUUCCUACAAGGGAAGUUGCAAGACCUUUAUGGAUUCCUAUAGUUCCUCAGAUAAAGGUAAAGGGAAGGGCUUCCUGUCUGUAGGUGCUUCUUCCAGCCGAAGUCAGAGUGCAGCAAAGAGAAGUCCUGCGACCUACAGCCACUCUCAAAAGAAACACAAAUGUUCAGUUUACUACAGUAAGCAGAAACCAAACACAGCAGCUGGCAGUGCCAUUGCAGCUACUGAUGAGAAACAGAAUCAGAUUGCAGAGACCCAAAUCUCAGCACCAAAAGAGGACAUUUGCACUGAUGUUGUCAGUGAGAACUGGGUAACUCUGAAGUAUACAAAUGGCAUAAACGUUAACAAGAAUUUAACUCUUCCAGAAGACUUUCUGGGUAAAGAAGAAAGUACACUGAAAAAUACAGUUCUCAUUAAAAAUACUUCUUCAGAGUGUGAUCUGAAGGAAGAUCUUCAAACAUGUAUGUUUCCUAAGGAAACUAACCUUAAAACUUCAGAAAAUCUAGCUGAGCUCAAAGAACAGGAGUUCUGUCCUGUGAAGAUGUCCAAGAAGCUACCUGAAAGUCACUUGUGCAGAAAUUCACCUCAACAACAACCGGAACUGCAGGAAAUUUCUAGGAAAAUUAGUGGGAAUAGCCAGCAAGUGCCUCUCAGGAAUGAAGCAGAAAGCUGCGAGAAUUUAAAAAGGCAGAUCAACCUAAAGCCUUCCACAGAGAAAAAGAUUAAUAAGGGACCUAAGGAAGAGCCUCCAUGCUGUGCAAAAGAGGAGACCACUUGUUCUGAGCAAGAAGAUGCAUAUAGGAAGAAGAAACCUCAGGAGAAAAAGGAAGGAAAUGUACCAAAUAUGAAUUGGAAUAGAAAUAGAACAUCUAGAAAAAAUAAGAAGAAGAAUGUUAAUAUAUCUACAAGGGUCCCUGAGCAGAGUGAGUUGAAGCAUAUGUGCGGUGAAUUUGAAAGGCCAGAUCUGAGAGCGAAUAUUGGAAUAAGAGCCUGGUGUCCUCAGAGUAACGGGGAAAAUUGUAAAGCAGACCAAAAAGCUGGAAGCUUGUCUAUACAGGGAGAAACAGAAAGCUUUUAUCAGCGGUCCAAAAAGAAGUCUUUGGAGAAGUUUUGUUCUGAUUCAAGCUCUGAUUGUGGAAGUUCAUCAGGAAGUGUUCGUGCCAGUCGUGGGAGCUGGGGUAGCUGGAGCAGUACCAGCAGUUCAGACGGAGAUAAAAAGCCAAUGAUUACUGCCAGGCAUUUUCUUCCAUCCAGAGAGAAUAUUUCACAAAAUGAUUUUCCAUCUGAAACUCCUAUCACUUUAAAUCUGUCUCAUAACAUCUGCAAUACCAGAGACAUGAACAGCAUCCCCCAGUAUCCUGAAACCUUAUGUCCCAAUUUCACUGACAUACCUGCAGAUCCUGACAAAAAUAAAGGUCUUUACCCAACAGGAGACUUGUGGCCUGCCCAGCCAGUCUGCAUGACAAACAGUUUAAACUACAACCUUGAGAAUAAUAUACCGUGCAUGAUCCAGGAAACCCCCUCUGUUCACAACAGCUUCAUCGACUGGAAUGCAGCUUGUGACAGCCAGUUUUCCAACAUGUAUUGUCCACUAGAGAUGAAUGAAUAUGGUGCUUUCCCAGAAGAAAACAUGAACUAUCCCAGUGGCUUCCCAGGUACUGCAGCAGUGCAGAAUACAGCCUUCAUUGACCAGAACUGUCCCUCAACCUGGAAUGCUCAUCCCAACUUGCCACCUGCCUGGGAGCCCACCAGUUAUGUCAACUCCACACCCUACCUCUCAAGCACCCGAAGCUUGUCUCCAAUGUCUGGACUUUUUGGUUCCAUCUGGGCACCUCAGAGUGAUGUUUAUGAAAGCUGCUGCCCCGUCAGUGCCACGACUCAACAUUCAACCCAUGUGGAGAACCAGGCAGUUAUGUGUAAGCAGGAAUACUAUCCGAGGUUUAACCCUUUCCGUGCCUACAUGAACUUGGACAUAUGGACUACAGCAGCCAAUCGAAAUGCAAAUUUCCCUCUUUCGAGGGACUCGGGUUAUUGUGGAAACGUGUGAAAGGAAUUUGAUUUAAAAAUGUGAAUAAAGAUGCUUGCAAUUUUGAUUACUAGAGUAAGCUGGUUGCUGAAUAGAUUACAAUGUUGGUGAAUAUUUUGGCACUUUUAUAUUGAAAAUAAAUUUUUUUUACUGAA